AUGGUUGGUUAUAACUUGAUAGAAUCUAAUUCGAUUAACUUGGCUCAUAUACAAGAUAAUGAACAGCACCAAGAACCAAAUUCACAUCUGCAUUUAUACCAUCAUUAUCAAUUUGUUCAACAACAACAACAUUUCCAAUAUUUGCAAAACGCUCUUGCUAGUACAAUGAGUCAACAACAACAACAACAAUUGCCAGACCAACAAGAUUCACAAGAUCAACCCAAUUCUCAACUGCCACUGCCUUAUCAUCCAAGCUCAGCUGUGUUCAAACCUAACUACAUGCAAGAUGUUUUAUUGAAUGAAACUUGUAUCUUGAAUUCACCAAUGAAUUCUAUGGAUACUUCAGCUUGUACUACUACUAAAACCACACCAUUGAUGCAUCCAAUUUCUGUUCAUGAGUUUGAUCAAUUACCACUUAAUAAUAAUCAUCAUCUUCACCACUAUCAUUUUCCUCAUGAACAUGCUAAUAUUGCUGCUAGAUCAGAUAGUAUCACUACUUUGAAUGAAGAUAAAAAAUGCAUCUUACCCUCUCCACUGUCUCCAAUGACAGUUACUGAUGGAAAACAACCUCAUGACGAGUAUUUAAAUUUUGUUACUACAUUUUCAAUUCAUCCUCAAUCAACUAGUUCUUUGGUUUUUAGAAACCAUCACCAUAUUAAUUCUGCUGUGAGACAUGCAUCUUAUGAUUUGGGAUGUUCAACAUCUGAAAACGUCAUUGCUACACCAGAAUCAUCUCCUAAUAUUAGAAAGGGAUUAUUUGAAGAUAAUUCCUCUAGGUUUCCUAUUAUUCCUUCUUCUCCUACUUUCCCUGCUGCUUUAAAUUUAUCCCAUGGUAAAGUUGUUCCUCAAAAGAUGCCUAAACAAAGUGGUCCUGUUUUGCAACCAGCUUUUGAAAUCAAGAAUAUGACAACCAUUAAAAAAAUCAAUCCUGAACAAUCUGCUGCUACAGGAAGAUCUAAAUCAUAUUCAAGAAAGAACGUCAAUACUGCAAAUGUAUUAUCACAAGGUUAUGAAUCAAUGAAAAAGAGAUUACUAGCUAGAUAUUCAACUCGUUUAUUACAAAGAAUGAGACUUUCUGAAAGUGAUACCAAAUGUCGUAAACAUUGUGAAGUAGAUUUUACCAAUUAUUUGGAACUUAUUAAUCACUAUGAAGAUAAUGGUUUACAAAUGCAUUUAGAAACUAGAAAUUUUAAAUGUCCAGUUAAAGAAUGUCCAAUGAAUAUAAUUGGAUUUGAUAAAAGAGCAGAUUUAAGACAUCAUGUUCAUUCAGAUCAUUUAACUCAUGGUUUAGUUAGUGCUCAAUAUUCCAAAUAUUCUGAUGAAAUUAAAAAAUACUUGUUUGUAUGUGAUGAACCUAGUUGUGGUAAAGGUUUUUAUAGAAGUGAUACUUUAACAAGACAUGUUAAAUUGGUUCAUAAAAGAACAAGCAAUUUUACAAGAAGAAGAAGAAGAAGAAUUAAUAAGAAUCAUGCAUAA
Molecule: messenger RNA, 1476 nt
Organism: Candida tropicalis MYA-3404
Lineage: Eukaryota; Fungi; Ascomycota; Pichiomycetes; Serinales; Debaryomycetaceae
Gene: RME1
Product: Rme1p
Exons: 1
Coding region: 1-1476 (491 amino acids)
Source: RefSeq, a predicted model, not a curated record